AUGCAGCCUCGUUUUAACAUGUUUCAAGAGCAGUUCCCGGACCACACUGAGGUGCGGCUGUGUCGCAACUACCGCUCCACAGGCACCAUAGUGCGGCUGUGUCGCAACUAUCGCUCCACAGGCACCAUAGUGCGGGCCUCGGCCGCCGUCAUCUCGCAGAACUUUCCAGGAAGGAGGGCGGCCAAAGAGCUGUGCACUGACAACGGCGAUGGGGAGAAGAUCAGGGUGGUGGAGGUGCGAAACGAAGCAGCACAGUGUGCGCUGGUCGCCGAUGCCAUCAUGUCCUUCAUGAACCAAAUGCACCGCGUACAACCGCACACCACUACUGCAGCUACGACCAUAACCACCGGCGUCACUACCAACACCAGUGCCAGCGGCAGCAGCACUGCAGCAGGGAACGCAGCAGCAGAUAACGCAGCAGCAGGGAGCAGUGCAACAGGGAGCAGUGCAACAGGGACUGCAGCAGGUGUCCCCCUGGCGUGGAGCGAUGUGGCAGUGCUGUACCGGCGGCAGGUGACUGGCAGGGCGUUUCAGGCCGCGAUGAGGGAGAGGAAGAUCCCCUUUAACGUGCAUGGCGUGGCGUUUUACAGGAAGAAGGCCCUGCGCAACGUGCUUGCUCUGUUGCGCCUCUCCCUCCCUGCGCUAGUGGACAACACUGCCGCCCGGAGAGUCUGGAAGCUGCUGUUCAGCCGCGAAAAGGACGAGGCAAAGAAGGUGAAAUACUCUUGA
Messenger RNA from Closterium sp. Naga37s-1, 729 nucleotides. Lineage: Eukaryota; Viridiplantae; Streptophyta; Zygnematophyceae; Desmidiales; Closteriaceae. The record is from the annotation of a GenBank genome assembly.